Messenger RNA from Aspergillus steynii IBT 23096, 1023 nucleotides. RefSeq names its product RTA1 domain-containing protein. The transcript has 3 exons. NCBI's taxonomy places the organism in Eukaryota, Fungi, Ascomycota, Eurotiomycetes, Eurotiales, Aspergillaceae. The record is from RefSeq and is a predicted model, not a curated record. The coding region runs from base 1 to 1023 and encodes 340 amino acids. Gene Ontology annotation, cellular component: membrane.
AUGACACCGACUCCCACGACUUCAUCCACUGCCGCAGCCUCUGCCACCUGCAUUGACGUGGCACCCGGCAAGAACGGCUAUCUACCCCCAGAAGCAUGCGACGCGCUUCUCUUCUAUGAGCCAUCUUUCGCGGCGGCGAUUCUGUUCGCAGUACUCUUCGGUCUUACGACAGCUCUGCAUACUGUCCAAGCAUUCGUGUAUAAAAAGCGUUACGCGUGGGUAGUCAUUAUGGGCGCCACCUGGGAACUCCUCGCAUUCGUCUUCCGAGUCAUGCAGACACGCCAGCAGAAUAAAGACAUAUGGGGUACACUAUACGAGUUAUUCUUUCUCCUAGCUCCGAUCUGGAUCAACGCAUUCAUCUACAUGACGCUCGGCCGCAUGAUCUACUAUUUCCUCCCAGACCAAAAGCUCGCGGGGAUCUCGGCACGUCGGUACGGAGCCCUAUUCGUUUCACUAGACAUCCUAGCGUUCCUCGUCCAAGUAGCCGGCGCUUCAAUGUCCACCAACGACAGCAUGGGGCACAAGUUCGUCAUGCUCGGACUCCAUCUGUACAUGGGCGGCAUUGGACUCCAAGAGCUCUUCAUCCUCUGCUUCUUGGGUUUGGCAAUCAAGUUGCAGCGAAAGGUAUCUAGGGAGGGAUAUGUAGCUGGUGACGAAGACGGGAAGUUCCCGGCCCGACAAGGCCUGUUUCAUCCGUCGCGGUUGUUUUACGGGAUUUAUUUUGCCCUGGCUAUGAUCACCGUGAGAAUCAUGUUUAGGCUGUGUCAAUAUGCGCAGGGAUAUGAUGCUACGAAUCCGGUUCUGACGACCGAGUCGUAUGAGUAUGUUUUGGAUGCUGCACCUAUGUUUUUAGCGCUGUUGGCGCUGAAUGUUUUUCAUCCGGGGCAUGUUCUGAGAGGACCGAGGUCGGAUUUUCCGAGACUUACGAGGGCCGAGAAGAAGGAGCUUAAGCGACAGAAAAAGGAGAGGAAGAUGGAAAUGAAGAGGGUGGAUCGGGGUUUGUAUUUGGAGAAUGAUGGGUGA